Danaus chrysippus (African queen) is the source of this 333-nucleotide messenger RNA. NCBI's taxonomy places the organism in Eukaryota, Metazoa, Arthropoda, Insecta, Lepidoptera, Nymphalidae. The record is from the annotation of a GenBank genome assembly.
AUGCCAUCAAUGCCGAACAGACGGAACACAGAAACAGAUGAAGUGAGCGUGAUCGCCCGCGACCGGGCAUGCGUCAGGACAGAACAGUACAGACACAGUGAAGUGAUGAGAAGCUUCGGGCACAGCCACAUUCAACGGUGCGUUCAAGCCAUGGCUGUGGUCGGAGACGGCCAACAGAAUCGGAAUGGGAAACGUUCGGCCGUCGGACGUCACAAGGGAUCAUGUACACCGACACCGCGCGGACAAACCCUGAGGGAAGCACGCGCGGGCGCGGGCACGGGAGUCGCUUACCGAGUUGCUAACGGUCCGUCGCUGCUGACCAAACAAGCAUAA